Orbicella faveolata is the source of this 1113-nucleotide messenger RNA. RefSeq lists its product as uncharacterized. Gene Ontology annotation, cellular component: glucosidase II complex. Lineage: Eukaryota; Metazoa; Cnidaria; Anthozoa; Scleractinia; Merulinidae. The record is from RefSeq and is a predicted model, not a curated record. Gene Ontology annotation, molecular function: protein binding. Gene Ontology annotation, biological process: N-glycan processing.
AAAAUUAAAUUAAUAUUGAAUUAAAUGACGUUACCUAGAACACGGAAGUGUUACGUCUUGGUCAGUUUUGGCUUUGUGGUAAUUCUGUUCUUCUUUACACACUGGAAAUCAUACAAGAUCCUCGUUCAAAAUACUCAUGGAACUAGCAAUCGGCUUGUUGUUCAAGACUCAAAACAGCUUGAUGAAAGGAGCAACGUGGAAUCUGAAAGAAACGAAUCGAAAUGUACAUCGGAAGGCGGCUUACAAACGUCAGCUCACUGCGUCAAUAAAGGUAUGUUAGGUGUUGCUCCAUCUGACAUGGCAAGUUAUCGACCCAACCCAAUGGGACUCUUUGCUUGCUUAGAUGGAGAAAUGAGAGUCACCUGGACUUCGGUGAAUGAUGAUUUCUGUGACUGUAGUGAUGGUAGUGAUGAACCAGGGACUGGCGCAUGCCCAAACACUAGAUUCUUCUGCGUAGGUGGAGGACAUUAUCUGUUGUCUUCUCGCAUUAAUGACGGGAUAUGCGACUGCUGUGAUGGGUCGGAUGAGUGGAAGAAACUGACUGUCAGAGCAGAUGUGUUACAGAAGCACAACUUUAAUAUCAAAUAUGUACCAUGUGGAAACGCAUGCUGACCACUGUUGUAUGCCACUUCAAUGUUCAUAGCAGGUGUUCUAGGUUUUCAGUCAGUGGGGAUGAUUGAAAAAGCAGGCGGGGCCAAACAGGGUUGUCCCCACUGACCAAGAGCCUAGAACACGCUAUGUUUGGGAGCUUAAAAACAUAGACACAAACAUCAAAUUGUAAUAUAUAUUGGCUCAACUCGAGUGUCUGAAGGGACACAAUUAAGAGCACGAAGCAUUGACAGGGUUUGUACUCUUUGAAGCUUUUAAAAUUCCAUGACUUUCCAUGACCUUUUGAGUUUUUGAUCACUUAAGUUAAGCAGUUGUUCUUACAGUAGCAUCAAAACAAUCAUUUAUUUAACAUAUUUUCCAGCAUAAAAAAUGCUUAAGAUGCAUGCUUUUGUCUAUUUUCUACUGAAAUGUGGAAGCCUGUCUCUGGGCUUGUGUUUUUUUUUUUUCAAAUUUUUUAUCUUUUUGCCUUUUUAUUUUCUAAAUGCAUAUUGCUUUUCCAUGACU